Messenger RNA from Phyllostomus hastatus (greater spear-nosed bat), 3215 nucleotides. Its product is annotated as radial spoke head 10 homolog B-like. Lineage: Eukaryota; Metazoa; Chordata; Mammalia; Chiroptera; Phyllostomidae. The transcript is spliced from 19 exons. The coding region runs from base 296 to 2746 and encodes 816 amino acids. The record is from RefSeq and is a predicted model, not a curated record.
ACUUUGGUCGGGCCUGGCAGCAGAAGUCAGUUAAGCAUUUAGCGCUGGAUCCCAGCCCCCAGGCCCUGUGGUUCUGCGUGCACCGCACCACCAAACACACAGGCCUCCGGAGGGGCAGCAAGUGAGGGAACAGCGCCCCCAAGCCCUGCUCAGAACUCAGGAAAGAAGAAAUAGGAGAGCCGGUGUCCAGCCAGGGAGGCCAGGUAAAACUCAUCAAUGCUUUGAAACAAACAGCUCUCAGCCGAAGGAAUCAUUUGAUACUUACAGAAAGUGAACUUUGGGUCUUCUAGAGGGGAUGGUGAAAGACAAGAAAAAAGCAGACAGAAGAGUGGAAAAGUCUGCCCGCUCUUCCUCAUCUCUCUCUGAUAACCCAGAGAUUUCUAAACUAGAUGACAAUUCUGCUAGACAAGAAAGGUCCCCAAGUCCCGGCCCACAGUCAGAAGUGCAGUUCCACGAACCAGGAUCCAAAAGGGAAUCCAGGAACCCGCAGCAGGAUGACGAUACCGGUCUGUACGAGGAGCCCGUGCUCAGCGACCUCGUUGAAAGCUAUGAAGGGGGAAGAGCGCAAGGCCUGCACGACAGAGAAGACUUCGCAGUCUUCCAAGGAGGCGGCGCCUACCGCGGGCGCUUUGUGAAGAGCAUCUCCGUGAACCUCAGCGUGCACACGUGGCCGGACGGCAGCACCUACAAAGGAGAAGUGGUCAACGGCAAGAGGAACGGGUUUGGUGUGUUCAAGUGCGUCACGCAGCCCAUGUCCUACAUCGGCCAGUGGUGCCAGGGCAAGAGACACGGGAUGGGCUGCAUUUAUUACGACCGAGAGGGUGCCUCUUCCUACGAGGGGAGCUGGGACCACAACGUCAGAAAGGGCUGGGGAGUAAGACGUUACAAAUCUGGAAAUGUGUACGAAGGUCAGUGGGAUGACAACGUGCGGCACGGGGAAGGCAGGAUGCGGUGGCUGACGACUAACGAGGAGUACAGCGGUCAAUGGGACAGGGGCGCCCAGAAUGGUUUAGGAACACACACCUGGUUUCUAAAGAGAGUCCCCAACUCCCAGUAUCCUUUGAGAAAUGAAUACAGAGGGAACUUCGUGAACGGGUAUCGUCAUGGCUAUGGGACGUUUUACUACGCCAGUGGAGCCACAUACGAGGGAGAAUGGGUUUUCAAUAAAAAGCACGGCAUGGGCCGCUUAACUUUCAAGAACGGGUGUGUGUAUACUGGCCUGUUUUACAACGACCACAUAGCGAAGUUUGCAGACACCGAGGAUGAAUUGACGGAUGACCCAGACCUGUGUGCCGACUCUGCCCUCGGGAGCCAGUUCCGAGGACCUUCCAGUGCCGAAAUCAUCAGAAAGCUUGAUGGCAGUGGAAGUAAUCCAGUGCUGGGCUCGAGCAUUGAGCUGGACCUGCGUUUGUUGCUACGGAUGUACCCUGAGAAAGACCAAGCAGAGGAACGGAAGCAGGUCGAGUAUGCUGUCUUAAGAAAUAUUACAGAAUUAAGAAGAAUCUAUAGCUUCUAUAGCAGCCUAGGAUGUGACCGCUCCCUGGAUAACACCUUCCUGAUGACAAAGCUUCAUUUCUGGAGGUUUCUGAAGGAUUGUAAAUUUCACCACCAUAAAAUCACUCUUGCUGACAUGGACAGGGUGUUAAGUGCCAACAAUGACAUACCAGUUGAGGAAAUUCAUUCUCCGUUUACAAAAAUCCUUCUGAGGACAUUUCUGAGUUACCUCGUGCAGCUGGCUCACCACAUUCAUCACAGAGAAUACCAAAAUCGGAGCCCCUCGCUGUUUCUGUGCUUCACGAAACUGAUGACCGAGAACAUCCACCCCAAUGCCUGCCAUGUAAACGGCCUGCUGUUCAGCGAGCAGCAGCAGACGCUGUACGCGAUGAAUUACGUCGACCUGACCUGGGAGGUGUACAAGGCGUACUGCCGGCCGCACCCCGCGCCGCCCCACGAGCUCACCAUGAAGGCGAGACACUUCCUCUGGAUGCUGCGGAACUUUAGAAUGUUAAGUAAAGAAUUAACAGCAACCAGAUUUGUGGAGGUCAUCGCAGAGGACAAUCCUUUCAUGUGUGACGGAAUUGACAGCAACUUGGAACUUGAGGUCUGUGAAGAGCUGACGCAAAUGCUGGUUUUCCUGGAAUUCUUUGAAGCUCUCUUAAGCUUCGCCUUCAUCUAUGUUACCGACCAGAUGACUAGAUCCUGUUUGAGUUCUCCAAACGACAAUUUCCCCGAAAGCAAAUACGGAAGCACUUGUAUGGCAACAAAUAAGAACAGGAGGAGUCUGAGUCUAGAAACGAGCCAGGAGUCCGACGUGCACUUUGGCAGCAUCAAGUCGUCCUCGGGGAGGUUAGGGUUCUCGCUUGACCUCGGCGAAAUCGAGGCGACAGAGGGCAAUUUCAAGAAGUCUCUAAGUGAUGAUAGAAUUACCAAAAUUAAUUUUCUAUCUGCAGGGAAAGCACUAACCUUUUAUUUACCUCAAAAUGAGAAGCAAGCAAGCCCCGAGGACGAGCAGGCCGCAAAGCUCCAUGCGUGGGCCAGCUGUGUGUGCUGCUUUUUCGUCAACGCACUCUUCCCGGCUCACAGGCGCGAAGAGACCCUCCAGGGGAAAGUGAGAGAGAACAAGGCCCAGCUCAUGGCCUUGGACAGGAACGGAGAAACGGUGGACAGCGUGGAGAGAAGAACCGCUGUCUGGGCUCAAAGCCAUGCAGACCUGUUGGUCCCGCGUGCAAACGCCUGCUUUCUGUGAAGUGUUCCUCGAGCCUGCCGCUCUGUUGAAGAAAGUACUAAACUGGACUUAAGGAAAAAGACUCAGAAGGAUUUUCAAAGGCUACUUACUAGCUGCCAGCUGCCAAGAGAAAAGUGGUUCACGAGUCACUGUAGAUAAGGUCGAGACGUGGUAUCACUGCAUUCCGGGCAACGUGACAGUAACCUAAUUUUUGUGAACAAAAGCAGAUCAGUUCUGUACACAAAACUGUAAACUGCCAUCUAGGUUUAGACUACUUUACACCACAGGGCAUAAAUAGUGGCUUUGAAAUUGCAAAGAAAAAAAAUACCUCCUUCUGUUUGCUUCUCGUGUUAGGCUGAAUAGCUUGAGAAAGGAAGAGCCCAAAAGACAAGACUAUGAGGUCCACAUCACCGUGAUCAAGGAGCCGGUGGAAGCCACGUCCUUGCAUCUGACACCGAGUCCCCCUAAAGAGGACACGGUGAUGGUCCAA